Messenger RNA from Thalassophryne amazonica, 2281 nucleotides. It is a transcript of the gene vti1a, whose product is annotated as vesicle transport through interaction with t-SNAREs 1A. The record is from RefSeq and is a predicted model, not a curated record. The coding region runs from base 106 to 780 and encodes 224 amino acids. Lineage: Eukaryota; Metazoa; Chordata; Actinopteri; Batrachoidiformes; Batrachoididae. The transcript is spliced from 9 exons. Gene Ontology annotation, cellular component: ER to Golgi transport vesicle membrane; SNARE complex; Golgi apparatus. Gene Ontology annotation, molecular function: SNAP receptor activity; SNARE binding. Gene Ontology annotation, biological process: intra-Golgi vesicle-mediated transport; retrograde transport, endosome to Golgi; macroautophagy.
CACAUUUUACUGAGACUGAAGGAGGAAAUCCGUUCCAGCCUUGUUUUUAACAUUCUUACGCUAACGGAGUCUCAAAACCUUCGCGGUUUCAACCUUUACUGCAAAAUGUCUUCAGACUUUGAAACCUAUGAACAGGAUUUUGGAAAUAUUACAGCGGAAGUAACGAACAAAAUUGGUAGAAUUCCCAAACUAAGUGGUGAGGAGAAGACGCAGCUGGUUCUAAAUGUCGACAAACAGCUUGAAGAAGUCAGAGAGUUGGUGGAGCAGAUGGACCUAGAGGUACGGGAGAUCCCCAUCCAGAGCCGAGCCAUGUACAACAGCAGACUGAAGAGCUACAAGCAAGAGAUGGAGAAGCUCGAGAAAGACUUUAAAAGGUCACGUAUUGCCUACAGUGACGAGGUGCGCAACGAGCUCCUGGGGGAUGACGCCGGCUCCUCGGAGAACCAGUUGAUAAAGUUACGCGAAGAGAGAGCACAUCUGUUGGACAACACAGAGAGGCUGGAAAGGUCAACACGGAGACUGGAGGCCGGCUACCAGAUAGCAGUAGAAACCGAGCAAGUCGGUCAAGAGAUCCUUUCCAACCUAAACACUGACCGUGAGAAGAUCCAGAGAGCCAGAGAAAGGCUGAGAGAAACUGACUCCAACUUGGGCAAGAGUUCUCGCAUCCUGACUGGCAUGCUAAGAAGGAUCAUCCAGAAUCGUGUCCUGGUCUUCGUCCUCGGAGCCAUCAUCCUCGUCACCAUCAUCCUGGCCAUGUAUUUCAGUCUGCGAGGCCACUGAUCUUCCCCAGCGCACACACUUUCUCACACACACACACACACACACACACUCACUCACUCAUGCCCUGACACAAACGCAAACACACAAACGUCGUGAUUAAUAGCGACAAAAGUGUUGUUCUACUGUAAUUAGGACAAAUGGACCCCAUGAAUCACUGUUUCCAAAGCCUGAGAGGAAGCCCCUCCCCAAUCUCGCUCUCCUCUCCUGCUUGCAUUUGUUCCUCCCUUUUAAAAAUUUUCUCUUUCUUCUUUUUUCUUCGUCUUUCUGUCGCCAGGGAUUGUGACAGGAACAGGGGAGUGAUGUUUUUAUGGCGCUUUCUAUUCUUCUUCGUUGUCCUUACAAACUGGUCAUACGAGUACAUUGGUGGUGAAUUUAAAUGGAUUUUAACCACUGGAUUUGGCCAAAGAGAUUUAAUAUUCACGCACAUACCUGUAUCUGGCAAGGAUGUUUUGCAUUGUGAUUUGAAAAUGAUCGAAAUCUGAUAUACAAAUGGAUUUCACGAGGUUGAAGCUUGGAUAAGAACUUUGAGACACCAGGAAAUCGAGUCCACUGUUUGAUUAGAAAGCAGCGCCAUGUGAUCUAAAGCCGCUUUUCUGCAAUGAAAGGCGUGGGUGCCCUUUAAAAAUAUUCCAUUCCAGUCUUAUGUGUGAAUACAGGUCAGUGUCACUGAUAUGCAAAAGCAUCUCUGUGUUUUCUUCUCACUCCAGACUAUCACAUGUAGAUAUCUUCUUAAAUGGCUUAAGUAGGGAAACUGUCCACUGAGUGCUUUCAUAUUUUUGGCAUCGUAAUGGUUUCAACACAUAGAACUAAGUCUUACACAGGUCCAGACCCCAUCGGUGUUUAUCUCUGGAUAUUGCUAUGUGAAGCACAUGAAAUUCUACAAUUCCCCCCGUCUAUUGCAGGUUACUUCCCCAGAAGGGUCUGGUACCCAUUUACAGCUGGAUGGAUCGGGAUGCAGAGGAAUAGUCUGGUCCAAGGUCCCGAAGCACACAACUGGAAGGUAGUCCAAAUCCUGUCCCACAGCACCACCUGCUCACUAUAGAACUGCAGUAGGCAGCGUAUUUAGAAGAAAUAUGUUGAUGUGGAAAAAGCUCUAUUCAGUAUUGAAGUCAGUCAACUGCUGCCUCGAGUUGUCCUCUUUCUUUUUUGUCUUUAUUUUUGAAUGGACAGUUCUCAUUUCCCUAGUUGUAUUUAAAAAAUUUUAUUCCUCCUGGACAGCUCACAGUUGUAUUAAUCUGUCCUGUUAUAUUUACUGAUUAAAGCAUAAUGUAACUCAAACAUCCCGUCCCACUGAUAGCUGAUUUUGUUUUUUGGCAUCUCCAUAAAUAUGUGCUGCAGCACGGAAAUGCAAAAUUCACAGAAGAGACGUCCAGUGUCACACCCUACAUGCGAAGUGUGGGGAGAGGCAAGGACAGAAAUCCCACGUGACAAAAUCUCAUGUGGAAAAUGCCUCAUUUCAUUUCCGUUUGGGAAUUGGGAAAUGGGUUUGUAAAGUGAGCAG